Fomitiporia mediterranea MF3/22 is the source of this 2029-nucleotide messenger RNA. RefSeq lists its product as uncharacterized. Bases 181 to 1461 code for a protein of 426 amino acids. Lineage: Eukaryota; Fungi; Basidiomycota; Agaricomycetes; Hymenochaetales; Hymenochaetaceae. The record is from RefSeq and is a predicted model, not a curated record. The transcript has a single exon.
CGCCUUUGUCCGUCGCCCAUCGCGCACAAGGUCCACGACUCUGAUUCUACUUCUACACACGACCUAACUAGGCUGCUACAUCUGAUUGAGCCCUACAAGGCUUUUAGCUGGCUGCGCUUGAUCGCUUUUAUUUUCAGCUAAUUCAUUGGCCUCGAACAUCCACAACUCAGGCUCAAUUCGAUGGCGCUCAUGACCCACGGAUCAACCUCGUCUACGACAGUACAUACACUAUGUUCUUCUGCCUCUCUUGGUGCGGGCACAAUGCCCCCUCCGACGUAUAAUCACUUGGAUGCCGCUCAGCGGUCGCGCCUUAUCAAGUCAACCCGCAAGCUCGGCAAGGUGCUCGGCACCACGCCGUACGUCCUCGAGUCUCCUCUACCUCCUCUUCCCUCAUCUCCAUCGACGGGAUCCGUGAAGGAUGCGGCGAGGAAGCGCUGCUCAAUGCCACCGACGCCGACUUCCACUUACGGCGAAUUCAAUUCAGAAUCAGGGUCGGGUGCUAGCUCUAGUCGCACCCGUAAAGUGUCGCUCGUAUCUACGUUGUCCGAUGGCGAAAGCGAGUCAAACUCAUCACACCCUUUUCUCGCGGAACACUCGACGAAUACUAGCCAACAUAGGAAAGCAAGCUCAGAUGGGCUCGCUCCGCUACCAGGAUUUCCCGGUUCCGAUUCAGGGCGUCACAAGUCGAAACGGCCGCAGCAUUUUCAACCCGUUCUGCGCCUUCCACCAGCAAGCAGUUGCAUGAACAAGGAUCUGCCUUCGCCACUCCCCGAAUCUCCCUUCCCAUCAGACUACAAACUUGUUUCCGAAAAUCGCGCAGAUCUAGCUACAUCCGUUUCCCCUAAGUCGCCAACGUCCCCUGUUUCUCCGUCCUCUGAAAUGCCCCCGACUCCUCCCUCAGCACUGAUCGACCCGGUUGGAAAUGCGUCCGUCGCUCUGCCUGACGACAUACUCUCCUACCCUGGCAUUGGUGCUAUGUCUAACACGAUCGUGGACGAGUCCCGAUUACGCAAACGAAGGAUGGAGAAACUUAUGCGUCACCUCGGUGAAUGCGUCCCCAGCGAACUCGUCUUCGGGAACUCACGCCCUCGAGAAGCGACUUCUAUCUCCAUCUGCAGCCCGCCGAUGUCACCCACCACACAAGAUUCACGGAACUCGGGGCUGGGCAAGACGAAAGACUCUCAAUCGCGUGUGAUGCGCCGAGUCAGCGUCAUCUCCGGUUAUCGAAGGCGUGAUCCCGACCGGUCAUUUGUGGAGGAGGAUCAAACCACUAGCUUCGACUGUCUCAGUGAGCCUGAGCACGGGACCACUGGACGUAUCCAUGCCGUUCUCAUGCGCGAGAAAAACAAAAUUCAUGUCGCACGAGGGGACAGGAGAGAGAAGGAGAGGCAACUUGUUGAGGACGACUGGACACCUGAAGCGUAUGAGGACGUGGUGAAGAGGUUGCGGCGGCUCAAAUGAGCCAUUGCCCCCUCUCCUUGUGUCGUUUGCAUCCACUAGAUGCCAGUGCAUGUUUCGUUUGACUAGUUUUCCGAAGUCGGUGAUUCGUCGCAAUGUCUCAUGGAUUUCCGUGGGUCUGAUCGUAACGAAGGAGGCGCUGUAUGGUUGUUGCGCUGUAUUUUGAUAUGGUAUGCCCGUGCACAUGGUUUAUGCUAUGCUACUCCCAUGCGCAUUCUUUUCUUUUCUCCACUUUUCGAUUACUUUCCUCUUCGGUUUUGUUCAUAUUCUAAUUUUAUUCGUACUUAAUCUCUUCGUACAUUCUAUUUUCAUAUACUUUCUACUGUUCAUGAGCGAGUAUUUCCGAUUGACAAAGUAAUUUAUAGGGAACUCGUAUUACUGCUGGUCUAACUGCCUUUCUCGUUUCUCAUGUCAUUUUCCGGACCACUUCUCCUAUUUUCUUUUAAUCCGUCAUCCCGCCUUUUUCCACGUCAGCCGUCCUUGCUCAUUCUGCCCACAUAUGCUCAUGCCUCGUUUCCAUGCGCCUCUUUUUCUUAUCUGGUCUAAAAGCUUGCUUGAUGAAGGAUGAUAC